Messenger RNA from Doryrhamphus excisus (bluestripe pipefish), 1929 nucleotides. RefSeq names its product tubulin polyglutamylase ttll6-like. Gene Ontology annotation, biological process: microtubule cytoskeleton organization; protein polyglutamylation. Gene Ontology annotation, cellular component: ciliary basal body. The record is from RefSeq and is a predicted model, not a curated record. NCBI's taxonomy places the organism in Eukaryota, Metazoa, Chordata, Actinopteri, Syngnathiformes, Syngnathidae. Gene Ontology annotation, molecular function: tubulin binding; tubulin-glutamic acid ligase activity.
ACGAAGCGUAUGCACGUGCUAAUGUGUUAGCUGUGUAAAAACCGCCGCUAACUUGUAAUGGCAACCUGAUCGGUGAUAUGGAAGGUUGUGCUUUAACAUCUUCGUUUUUUGUUUUUUAAACAAUUCGACCAACAUUUAGCCUGCAUAUGUUGUGAAUAUAAAUUGAAUUAUCAGUCAGUCCUGCCAGAGUUGCUUGAAUUUAAUGCGGGGACUGAAGGAACAACAAGCAACACGUAUCAUCUAAUUCAAACGGAGCAAAACUCUCCAGCAAAGCGACUCGAGUGUGCUUCAUGACAAAGCGGAGUCGACGUGACGCAUCAUAGAACAGACAUAUUCUUCAACAAUUGCCCCAUAACUAAAUAUAUUAUUUUUAGAUUGAAAAAAAAUACCAAAAGCAGAUGUUGCAGCAUUUGCAUUCACCAGGAUGUUCUUUUGGGACAGCAGCGGCGACACAGAUGACGAAGACGAUGAUCCACUUUGCAGUUGUCAGGGCAUCAAUCUCAGCAGUUGCCGCUACGACAGUGUGCGGCGUGCUGCUGAGAAACUGGGCAUUAAAGAGGUCAAGGCGGAUGAAGACUGGACGCUGUUUUGGAGCGACGCCCGCCCUUGUGAGGACAAAUUUAAGGAAAUGAAACCAUACCAGAAAAUCAACCAUUUACCCUCAAUGACUGAAAUCUGCCACAAAAAUUCCCUAGCAACUAACUGGAAGCACAUGCUCAAGUUUUUCCCCAAAGACUACAACAUUUUCCCCAGAACAUGGACCUUUCCCAUUGAGUACGGCCUGUUCAAAACGUACGCGAGGGACAAAGACAAGCGUUACAUUUGCAAACCCAACGCGGGCAGCCAAGGCAAAGGCAUCUCCAUCUUUACGUCGUGGGAAAAAGUGCAGCCUGAGCAGGACAUCAUCUGUCAGGAGUACAUCGACAAGCCUUUGCUCAUAGACGGCUUCAAGUUUGAUUUGCGCAUCUAUGUGUUGGUGACCUCGUGUUACCCGUGGAGGAUCUACAUGUACAAUGAGGGGCUGGCUCGCUUCUGCACUGCAAAGUACGAAGACCCGACGGAUGAAAACGUGAAUAACAAGUGCAUGCAUCUCACCAACUUCACCAUCAACAAGGACAACGAGAACUUCAUUUACGAUGAGAAGACAGGCAGCAAACGGAGGCUGUCCACGCUGAAAAAGCAGCUGAGGUCCAACUACAGCAACACGGAGAAGAUCUGGAGCAACAUCGAGGACGGCAUCGUAAAGACGCUGGUCCUGGCUCACUCCCGCAUCCAGCACGGCUACGUCACUCACUUCUCCAAGCACACGGUCGGGAGUGCCUGCUUCCAGGUCCUGGGCUUUGAUGUUCUCCUGGACGAGCAGUACCGACCAUGGGUUCUUGAGGUCAAUCAUUCACCAGAUAUGUCCACUCUGCUGCCUCUGGACCGUGAAGUCAAGGACGCCUUACUUUACGACACGCUGGUUCUUAUCAACCUGGCUCCCUUUGACAGGUGCAAAAUGAUAAAGGAGGAGAAACGGCGAGUGGAGGAGCGUCUCAAACAAAAUGUUCGCGCGGACGAGAGGCUGGAGAGCGAGCAGAGGCAGCGGGCGGCCAUGGUGGAGAAGAUGGAGUGCUAUGAGGACAACCACCUGGGGGGCUUUAAGAGGAUCUACCCUAGCGAAGGGACGUUGGGAGGAAACUAGAGGAUGAUUUGCCUGCAAAGGGGAAUGUUUGAAGGAGAUAUCCGCUUGCCUUUUUGCAGCAGGUGAUUCAAGAUGCCUCGGACUCAUCUGUGCAUGGGUGCCAAAGUAUCCUCCAUCGCAUUCUGAGCACAGGAAGUGUAGCUUCUGAGAUGGAAAGGUGGAGUCUCGUCCUAACAACACGGAAGCAGUCAUGUGAUCACAUGUCAUUCCCACACGGGUGUCCACUCGUAAGGAUUCUCCUAGUG